AUGUGUUCAUUUAGUUUUUGGUUUUCUCAUACAGUUGCAGAUGUGAUGCUGUGGAGGAGGAAAAAUCUCACGUUGGGGAUUCUGGUGGUCACUCUUGCUGCUUGGGUGAUGUUUGAGAAAUCCGGAUAUACACUUCUAUCAUUUGUUUCUAGUGUUCUCUUGCUCCUCCUUACCAUUCUCUUCCUCUGGGCCAAAUCUGCGGCAAUUCUAAACCGACAACAACUAAUAAGCUGCUUAUUUUGUAUAUAUACCAGGCCUGCUCCACCACUGCCAGAUGUGUACCUCUCAGAAGAGGUGGUAAAUGAUAUAGCAGCUCUAAUCCGAGAUCACACAAACAAAUUUCUUUCAACAUCUAAGGAUAUUGCUCUGGGAAAGGACACCAGAAUGUUUUUCAAAAUAGCUGCAUGUCUAUGGCUAAUUUCGGUCGCUGGGGGUUUGACAGAUUUCCUUACCCUAGGCUACACCAGCCUUUUUAUUGUGCUUACGGUUCCGGCACUCUACGAGAAGUAUGAAGAUUCUAUAGACAGAUUCAUAUUGAUUGGGUGUAUGAAAUUGCGGCAGCUGUAUGUGAAAUUUAAUGUCCAGUAUAUUGGUAGGAUUCAGAGCUGGGUUUUGCAGAAGAAGAAAUUAAGUUGA
Molecule: messenger RNA, 636 nt
Organism: Thlaspi arvense
Lineage: Eukaryota; Viridiplantae; Streptophyta; Magnoliopsida; Brassicales; Brassicaceae
Source: the annotation of a GenBank genome assembly